AUAAACAACGGGCUCAAGAGAGCAUUCUAACCCAACGAAAUAGCGUUCGAUUUAGGUGUAAAUAAAGCCUUAUCAGAUCAGUUGUUCACUGAUGGACCUAAGACGAGUUAUCAGGUGUUUUUCUUGGAUCCGGAGAUAUGGAUUGCUAUAUAAGUGAUAUCAAGGUGUCAGGUAUCAAUCUGAUUUUUUCCCGUUGAUGGUUUCAGUGCAGUGAGUCAUCGAUUGUGCGAGUGGAAUUCGUUAAAAUUUAGUUCGAUUCAGAUAGAAUUUGCGUGCGUGGGUAACGUAAGCCUAGCUUACGGCAGUACUGUUGGUGACAGUUUGGAUUCUGUUGAAGCUUACUAAACUUUGGACGGAGUGGGAUUUAGGAGAUAGCAGUAUCUACUUUUGGAUGAUUCAAAAUGAAGACACUUCUUCCUUCUACUCUGAUUGUGCUGAUAGUCACCACAUACACAACAGCCAGCUAUCAAGUAGGCAUAGGAAUAUAUGAUUGUACGGGACCAGCAGCAGGUGUUACCUUUAUGGGAUAUGCCAAAUCAUCACAAGUUGGCUGUGGUAUCCAUUUGAGGCAAUUCGCAAGAGCAUUUAUCAUCGAUGAUGGUAAAACAAGAAUUGCAUAUGUAACAGUAGAUACUUGUAUGAUAUCCCAUGGAUUGAAAAAGGAGGUUCUGAGUAGGUUGAGGAAGAGGUACAACGAUACCUAUGGUUACCAGAAUGUGAUUCUGAGCGGAACACAUACACACAGCGCUCCUGGUGGUUUUAUGAUGGACAUGCUUUAUGAUAUUCCUGACAAAGGUUUCGUUGGAGAAACCUUCAUGGCCUUAGCAGAUGGUAUAACCAAAGCAGUAAUCAAAGCUCAUGCAAAUAUAGUUGAAGCACAAAUUUACGUUACUGCUGGAGAAAUAGUUGAUGCUAAUAUAAACAGAAGUCCAUAUUCCUAUUUGAAUAACCCAGAAGAAGAGAGAGCGAAGUACAAAUAUAACACCGACAAGGACAUAGUGCAGCUAAAAUUCGUUAGGUCGUCUGACGGUGUUCCUAUUGGAUCUAUCAAUUGGUAUGCUGUUCAUCCAACCUCAAUGAAUAAUACAAACUGUUUGAUAACAUCAGAUAAUGUUGGUUAUGCCUCACUUCUACUAGAGCAGUUCGUCAAUGGUGGCACGAUUGUUGGCAAGGGUCCAUUUGUUGGAGCCUUCGCUUCAACUAAUCUAGGAGAUGUGUCCCCUAAUCUAAAUGGCCCUAAGUGCAUCAACACCGGUAAAGACUGUGAUUUCAAGACGAGCACUUGUGAUGGAGAGGCCAAAUAUUGCAUCGCUUCAGGACCAGGAAAGAAUAUGGUCGAAAGCACCGGCAUCAUUGCCAACAGGUUGUUCGCUAAAGCUAAGGAAUUAUUCGAAAAUAAUAAUGGGGAGGAGUUAACAGGACCAGUAAGGUUUAUUCACCAAUUUGUUGACAUGCCCAAACAAAGGAUUAAAUUAACUACGAAGAAUGGAUCUGAAAUCGAGGUGAGGGGUUGUACUCCGGCUAUGGGCCAGGCGUUCGCAGCCGGCACAACUGAUGGACCAGGGGAGUUUGACUUCCGACAAGGAACCAAAUCUGACAACCCGAUCUGGAAUUAUAUAAGAGAUUUGAUCUUUCCACCAUCCGAAGACGUUAAAGCGUGCCACAGUCCAAAAGAAAUUCUCAUCAAUUCGGGCAAGAUCAAGUUUCCCUAUGAAUGGCAGCCUGAAAUUGUAGCUACUCAGUUGGUAAUGGUUGGGCAAAUUGUAUUAGCAGCUGUACCUGGAGAAUUCACAACGAUGUCCGGAAGAAGGUUGAGAAAUUCAAUCAAGGAGAGCAUUAUACAGAAUGGUGGUCCGAAAAACACUAGAGUCAUAAUAACAGGACUAAGUAACGUCUAUACUAGCUAUAUCGCUACUUACGAAGAAUAUCAGAUUCAAAGAUACGAAGCGGCAUCAACAAUUUAUGGACCACACAGUUUAGCUAUAUACCAAAGCCUCUAUAGCGAUUUAGCAGGAGCCAUGUUAACUGGAAAAGAGGUUGCACCAGGACCUCUACCUCCAGACUUCCGUUCUCAACUUAUCUCGUUGACUCCUCCUGUCAUCUUCGAUGCACCACCAAAAGGCAGCCAUUUUGGCAAGUGUACCCAACAACCGCCUUCAGAAGUAAAGAUUGGGGAAACAGUAUCAGCUAAGUUUAUAUCUGGUCAUCCAAGAAACAACGUCAAACAAGGUAAAACGUUCCUGACAGUAGAGAAACAACUCGACAAUAAAACAUGGCAAAUCAUCUACACUGACGCAAAUUGGGAAACUAGAUUCAAAUGGAAGAAAACGUGCUUGUUCAAAGGGACCAGCGAAGCAACUGUAGAAUGGGAUAUAACUAAUGAUGUUGAACCCGGCACCUACAGACUGAGGCAUUUUGGACAUAAUAAACUUAUUAUAGGAGCCAUUUUACCAUAUAGUGGAACUUCAAAUAGCUUUACAGUGACCAAAUGAACAAAAUGAAGAUUGUAAUAUAAAAAAGUCUGUACUACAAUACAUAUUAAGUAAUUUAUGUAUAGAUUAAAGAAAUAUUCUUGCCAUAUAAAAUUUAAGUUAGUAUUUUCAUCAAAUGUGAUGAUGAUGAUCAAAAGUUAAUUAAAUAAGAAGUAUUUCCAUUA
Messenger RNA from Harmonia axyridis, 2656 nucleotides. Its product is annotated as neutral ceramidase. NCBI's taxonomy places the organism in Eukaryota, Metazoa, Arthropoda, Insecta, Coleoptera, Coccinellidae. The coding region runs from base 402 to 2492 and encodes 696 amino acids. The transcript is spliced from 14 exons. Gene Ontology annotation, cellular component: extracellular region. The record is from RefSeq and is a predicted model, not a curated record. Gene Ontology annotation, biological process: sphingosine biosynthetic process; long-chain fatty acid biosynthetic process; ceramide catabolic process. Gene Ontology annotation, molecular function: N-acylsphingosine amidohydrolase activity.